GGGGGCGGGACAGAACGCGGAAGCGGAAGCGGCGGUGGGUGGCGGAACUCCGCGAGCUUCUGCCCCACGUGUGCGAAGUAGUAUGAUGGAAGUCAAAGGGAAGAAAAAAAUUGCAGGAAAGAGUCCACAGGCAUCACAAGGAAAGAAUAGAUUUCAUAAAAACAGUGAGUCUAAUUCUUCAAAGACAUUGCCAAGGAAAGCUGUUAAGGAUGGUGGACCUAAAGUCACAUCUAAGAACUUUGAGAAAGGUGCUACAAAACCCAGCAAGAAGGGUGUGAAGCAGUUCAAGAACAAGCCACAAGGGGGCAAAGGACCGAAGGACAAAUUUCAGAAGGCAAAUAAAUUCAACAAGAAGAGGAAAUUCCAGCCAGAUGGUAACAGUGAUGGAUCAACAGCCAAGAAACCCAAGUGGGAUGACUUCAAAAAGAAGAAGAAAGAGCUGAAGCAGAGCAGGCAGCUCAGUGAUAAGACCAACUACGACAUCGUGGUUCGAGCAAAGCACAUUUGGGAGAGCUUGAGAAGAAAAGAUUGUGACAAGGAAAAACGAGUGAAGCUCAUGAGUGAUUUGCAGAAGUUGAUUCAAGGGAAAAUUAAAACUAUUGCCUUUGCACAUGACUCCACUCGAGUGAUCCAGUGCUUCAUUCAGUAUGGGAAUGAGGAGCAGAGGAAGCAGGCUUUCGAAGAAUUGCAAGGUGACUUGGUUGAAUUAAGUAAAGCCAAAUAUUCCAGGAAUAUCGUUAAGAAAUUUCUCAUGUAUGGAAGUAAACCACAGGUUGCGGAGAUAAUCAGAAGUUUUAAAGGUCACGUGAGGAAGAUGCUGCGGCAUUCAGAGGCAUCGGCCAUUGUGGAGUAUGCAUACAACGACAAAGCCAUUUUGGAACAGAGGAACAUGCUGACAGAGGAGCUCUAUGGGAACACAUUUCAGCUUUACAAGUCAGCAGAUCACCCGACUCUGGACAAAGUGCUAGAGGUGCAGCCGGGAAAGCUAGAGCUUAUCAUGGAUGAGAUGAAGCAGAUUCUGACUCCGAUGGCCCAAAAGGAAGCUGUGAUUAAGCAUUCACUAGUUCAUAAAGUCUUCUUGGACUUUUUUACCCAUGCACCCCCAAAACUUCGAUCAGAACUAAUUGAAGCCAUCAGGGAAGCAGUGGUGUACCUGGCCCACACACACGAUGGCGCCAGAGUGGCCAUGCACUGCUUGUGGCAUGGUACACCCAAGGACAGGAAAGUGAUCGUGAAAACAAUGAAGACAUACGUGGAGAAGGUUGCUAAUGGCCAGUACUCUCAUUUGGUCCUCCUGGCAGCGUUUGAUUGUAUCGAUGACACUAAGCUUGUGAAGCAGAUCAUCAUAUCAGAGAUCAUCAGUUCCUUGCCCAGCAUAGUUAAUGACAAAUAUGGAAGGAAAGUUCUGUUGUACUUGCUGAGCCCCAGAGAUCCCGCCCACACGGUGCCAGAGAUCAUUGAGCUUCUGCAGAAGGGCGAUGGCAACGCGCACAGUAAGAAGGACACUGCAAUCCGCCGGCGGGAGCUCUUGGAGUCCAUUUCUCCAGCUUUGCUGAGCUACCUACAAGGACACACUCAAGAAGUGGUGCUGGAUAAGUCUGCAUGUAUUCUGGUGUCUGAUAUCCUGGGAUCUGCUACUGGAGAUGUUCAGCCUGCUAUGGAUGCCAUCGCUGGUUUGGCAGCAGCAGAACUGUAUCCUGGUGGCAAGGACGGCGAGCUUCAUGUCGCUGAGCAUCCUGCCGGACAUCUGGUUCUCAAAUGGUUAAUAGAGCAAGAUAAGAAGAUGAGAGACAGUGGGAAAGAAGGUUGUUUUGCGAAAACCCUUGUAGAGCAUGUUGGUGUGAAGAACCUCAAGUCCUGGGCCAGCAUCAACCGAGGAGCCAUUAUUCUUUCCAGCCUUCUUCAGAGCUGUGACCAAGAAGUUGUAAACAAAGUCAAAGCUGGACUGAAAACCCUGAUCCCUACCUUGGAAAAAAACAAAAGCACCAGCAGAGGCAUCCAGACUCUGCUUGAGAAACUGACUGCAUAGGCAUGCAGGAUGGGCAAGCAGGAACCCGCUUCCCAGAGGAGAAGGGCAGACUAUCAUACUCAUAACUGGAUGCUCUGUGCAUGUAUUUGUUAAAGGACCUAUUUAUAUAAAAUUGUUUCUAAAAGAGA
Messenger RNA from Arvicanthis niloticus (Nile rat), 2157 nucleotides. RefSeq names its product pumilio RNA binding family member 3 (gene Pum3). Lineage: Eukaryota; Metazoa; Chordata; Mammalia; Rodentia; Muridae. The record is from RefSeq and is a predicted model, not a curated record. Gene Ontology annotation, biological process: regulation of translation. Gene Ontology annotation, cellular component: nucleolus. Gene Ontology annotation, molecular function: mRNA binding.